AUGCUUGAGCGUCUUGCAGGUCAUAGUCAUUAUUGCUUCUUGGAUGGAUACUCCGGAUACAAUCAAAUUGCCAUAGCUCCGGAAGAUCAAGAAAAGACCACCUUCACUUGUCCAUUUGGUACGUUUGCUUAUAGGCGUAUGCCUUUUGGUUUAUGUAACGCACCUGCCACUUUUCAACGUUGCAUGAUGUCAAUUUUUUCUGAUAUGGUGGAGGAGAUAAUAGAGGUAUUUAUGGAUGAUUUUUCAGUUUUUGGUGAUUCUUUUGAUAUUUGUCUUCACAACCUCUCUCUAGUGUUGAAAAGGUGUCAGGAAUGCAAUUUAGUGCUCAAUUGGGAGAAGUGUCACUUCAUGGUACAGCAAGGUAUUGUAUUAGGUCACAUUAUCUCUUGUAGGGGAAUUGAAGUGGACAAGGCAAAAAUCGAUGUUGUGAGAAACUUGCAGCCCCCCACAACCGUGAAGGAGAUUAGGUCAUUCCUAGGACAUGCAGGGUUCUAUAGGCGUUUCAUCAAGGACUUUUCAAAAAUAUCAAGGCCCCUAUGUCGAUUGCUUGGCAAAGAUGUGGAAUUCGAGUUUAAUGAAGAGUGCUUGGCUGCAUUUAACAAGCUUAAGGAGCUUUUAACGUCUGCCCCUAUUAUACAACCUCCAGAUUGGAAUUUUCCCUUCGAGUUGAUGUGUGACGCCUCGGAUUAUGCAGUGGGGGCUGUACUUGGACAAAAAGUGCACAACGUACCACAUGCCAUCUAUUAUGCCUCCCGGACUUUGAAUGAUGCUCAGUUGAAUUACUCAACUACGGAAAAGGAGUUGCUUGCUGUUAUUUUUGCUUUAGAGAAAUUUAGAUCAUAUCUUAUUGGCACUAAAGUAAUUGUAUUCUCUGAUCAUGCAGCGCUUAGGUACCUCUUCCAAAAGAAGGACGCCAAGCCAAGACUGAUUAGGUGGACUCUCUUGCUUCAAGAAUUCGAUUUGGUGAUUAGAGACAAGAAAGGGAGUGAAAACGUGGUGGCUGACCAUUUGAGUAGGCUGGUGCAAGGAUCCAAUGAAGAAGAGGACAUGCUUCCUCUACGUGAAAGUUUCCCCGAUGAGCAACUCUUCACCCUCGAAGCCAAGGACCCUUGGUACGCUGACAUUAUCAAUUACAAGGCUUCAAAACUGAUUCCGGAGGAUCUCACUCGAGCUCAAAAGGAUAAGCUUGUCAAAACGAGUAAGUAUUAUGUUUGGGAUGAUCCAUACUUAUGGAAAUAUUGUCCAGAUCAGAUUGUUAGAAGGUGCGUGUCCGAAUAUGAAUUUAAUUCUAUACUUACCUUUUGUCAUUCAUCUGCAUGUGGUGGACAUUUUGGUCCUAAGAAAACAGCCCUUAAAGUAUUGCAAUGUGGUUUUUAUUGGCCGAGCUUGUUCAAAGAUGCAUAUACUUAUUGUUCCACAUGUGAUAGAUGUCAAAGAACCGGUAACAUCAGCUCUAGGAAUCAAAUGCCUUUAACGCCUAUCCUUAUUGUUGAAAUAUUUGAUGUGUGGGGUAUUGAUUUUAUGGGACCAUUCCCUUCCUCUUAUGGCUUUAUUUACAUUCUCCUUGCUGUUGACUAUGUCUCUAAAUGGGUGGAAGCAAUUCCUACCCGGACUAAUGAUUCAAAAGUUGUUUUGAGCUUUGUGAAGGAAAACAUCUUUUCUAGGUUUGGAACACCAAGAGCCAUUAUUAGUGAUGGAGGCACUCACUUUUGCAAUAGGUCAUUUGAGGCACUUUUAAAGCGGUAUGGAAUUACACAUAGGGUCUCGACACCUUAUCAUCCCCAAACAAGUGGACAAGUAGAGAUUAGUAACCGAGAAAUCAAGCAAAUCUUGGAGAAAACCGUGAGCCCUACGAGAAAGGAUUGGAGUUUGAGACUUAAUGAAGCAUUAUGGGCAUAUAGGACAGCUUACAAAACCCCCAUUGGUAUGUCUCCUUUUCGUUUGGUUUAUGGUAAAGCAUGUCACCUUCCGGUUGAGCUUGAACAUAGAGCAUUUUGGGCAAUCAAGAAAUUCAAUUUCGAUAUGAAAGAGGCUGGAGAUGCAAGGCGACUCCAAUUGAAUGAAUUGGAUGAGAUGAGGAAUGAUGCUUAUGAGAGUGCACGGAUUUACAAGGAAAAGACGAAGGCAUUUCAUGACAAAGCCAUUCAAAGGAAGACCUUUGAAAUAGGGCAGAAAGUCUUGCUCUUCAAUUCACGCCUUCGGCUAUUCCCAGGUAAGUUACGUUCUAGAUGGUAUGGUCCUUUUGUUGUUACUAAUGUUUUCCCUCAUGGUGCAGUUGAGAUUCAAAAUGACAAGAUGGGAAACAUAUUCAAAGUGAACGGACAUCGCUUGAAGCCAUACUAUGAAUCUUUUGAGCUUGGAAAAGAGAGCAUGCUUGUGGAUGCACCACCCCCAUCUAUUGUUUAA
Molecule: messenger RNA, 2406 nt
Organism: Prunus armeniaca (apricot)
Lineage: Eukaryota; Viridiplantae; Streptophyta; Magnoliopsida; Rosales; Rosaceae
Source: the annotation of a GenBank genome assembly